AUGCCACCAAUCACGUUAGACGAAGUCCAAACGGCAGUAACCAACGUGAAGCCCGACAAAGCACCAGGGCCAGAUGGGAUCCCCAAUCUAGUCCUACAAAGGCUGCUCCCUACUAUCGAGGCCUAUCUCUCGACAACAGUCAUCCUUCGCAAGCCUGGAAAGCCUGAUUACUCUGAUCCAAAGGCGUACCGCCCAAUAGCGUUACUGAGCACGAUUGGCAAAGCACUAGAAUCAGUGUUAGCCAGACGUCUCAGCUAUCUAGUGGAGCAAUAUGAUCUUUUACCAAAGCAACAUAUUGGAGGAUGUCGUGGCCACUCAUGCGAACUAGCAAUCCAUCUCUUACUAGAAGAGACCUAUAUUGUGUGGAGAGAGAGCUCACGAGUAGCCUCAGGGCUUGCACUUGACGCAGCAGGGGCUUUUGAUAACGUCAAUCAUAUAAGGCUGAUACACGACCUACGAAAGCGCCGGGUGCCAGAUGACCUGAUUGGCUGGAUUGAGAGCUUUCUAAGUAAUCGCCGCACGUCAAUCACGCUCCUAGGGGGGGCGGAUAGCUGA
Molecule: messenger RNA, 555 nt
Organism: Talaromyces stipitatus ATCC 10500
Lineage: Eukaryota; Fungi; Ascomycota; Eurotiomycetes; Eurotiales; Trichocomaceae
Product: reverse transcriptase, putative
Exons: 2
Coding region: 1-555 (184 amino acids)
Source: RefSeq, a predicted model, not a curated record